CAAGCUCUUGUUUAUUGGAAUCCUUGCUUUGAUGUAGAGGCGAAUUUACUCAUUAGUGUAACACAAAGUCCCAUAAAUACUGGCUGUUUGUGACCCCGCCGCCGCUCUCUGCUGUGCUCAGGGCUGAGGAUGCUGGAGAUCCCCUACUCUGUGGAGUGGCUUGCUCAGAGCAGUCAAAAACUGGAUGGGCCUGGGCAACAUGUCAGCCUGCACCAGAACCUGGACAGACAAUCUGCCGGCAGCAAGCAAGCGCUCACUCUUCAACAAGAGACAGGGGACGGUGAGCUAUGCAGGGCCGACACAGCGCACAGCAAAGACAGAAGGAUUCCCGAGAAAGAGAGUGAAAGCUCAAUAAGAAGCAAGAACCAAUGGGGCAAAACUCCAAAGGGAGGUUUGGAAUCCCCCGUGAGCUGUGGAGUUAGUGCCUCCCUGGACAGGGACUCCAGAACCGAGGGAUGGGCUGACCGCCGGAGGCUUCGCACUGUCUUCACCGGGGAACAACUGCGCGUUCUCGAGUUGAGUUUCCAGUGUCAGCAGUACCCCGGAUCCGAGCAGAGGCGGAAUCUAGCUGGAGAGCUUCAUUUAUCCGAGACACAGGUCAAAACCUGGUUUCAAAAUCGUCGAAUGAAACUCAAACAGCAGCUUCAAGAUGCUCGGGCAGAGGCAUUUAAGUCCAGAUUGUUUCUUCAGUAUUUCUCCAAUCCCUAUGUCUCUAUUCAAAGUUUGUAUCCCAUGACAGAUUCCAGCUUUGUUGCUCAUUUCACUGAAUUUGGACCUCACCACACACAGACUUCUACCCCUUUACGUUCUCUUGACCAUCGGCCAAACGUACAGCAGAGCAGUGCAAAAGCCACUCCUUGUCGAUUCCACCCAUAUCUGCGUAUCUAAUAAAGCAAUAAAUUUAUGGCAACAUAAGAUGCACAUCAAAAAUAAUAAUUAUAGAUGAUCUUUCAUCAGGCAACAUGUUAUAGUAUAUUUAUUUUUUACAUCUAUUUUUGCAAUCGUUUGUGGGACAUUAUUGCAAUUGUACACACUAAAUCAUGAAGUCUUGAAAAUCUUUCAUCAGUAAUCAGUCCUGAACAAUCAAGCCUAAAUCAGGUUGUGCUGAGAGUAAAGCAAUGGUUUGCGUUCUUGUAAUAUACAUUCCUUUUUAUUGAAAUUUGUUGAAUCAUUUGAUAGAUAAUACAGAGGUUUUCAAAGGAGUGAUCACAAGAAUACAUUGGAAGUUAUAUGGUAGACUAACUGUUUCUGAAAGAUAGUGUUUCCAGCUUAGAAUAUCAUAUACACAGGACAAAAUAUUUAUAAUUAUUACUGUGGUUUGCUUCAACCAGCUUGUGACUCCAGAACUACUUCCUUUGGAUUUUGUCUCCAGAAUUCUCUAGACCUAACUCCAAACUAAGAUGCAAAUUUGUAGAAACAGACAAGGUCUUUAAACGACAAAUGCUCCUGCAUAUUAUGGGUGGAACUGCUUUUCUGAAUGGUCAUUAGACAGUAGCAAGGAACAGUAACUCUGUUAAUUCAUUUCUGUUUCUGGCAAACUUAUAAUACUACCUCUCCUGAGAUUUGUGACUCAGCCUAAAAAUAAAAAAAGUGCAUAG
This is a messenger RNA of Hemiscyllium ocellatum (epaulette shark), 1598 nucleotides long. Its product is annotated as homeobox protein vex1-like. The record is from RefSeq and is a predicted model, not a curated record. NCBI's taxonomy places the organism in Eukaryota, Metazoa, Chordata, Chondrichthyes, Orectolobiformes, Hemiscylliidae. The transcript has 3 exons. The coding region runs from base 130 to 888 and encodes 252 amino acids. Gene Ontology annotation, biological process: regulation of transcription by RNA polymerase II. Gene Ontology annotation, molecular function: DNA-binding transcription factor activity, RNA polymerase II-specific; RNA polymerase II cis-regulatory region sequence-specific DNA binding.